This is a messenger RNA of Juglans microcarpa x Juglans regia, 753 nucleotides long. RefSeq lists its product as uncharacterized. Bases 1 to 753 code for a protein of 250 amino acids. The transcript has a single exon. Lineage: Eukaryota; Viridiplantae; Streptophyta; Magnoliopsida; Fagales; Juglandaceae. The record is from RefSeq and is a predicted model, not a curated record.
AUGCUGAAUCUUUUAAUAUGUGGCAGUGGCGGCAGUACUUUUCAUCAUGAAGAAGAUCAAGGAGACCCAUGGAACAAUAGUCCUUGUUCAUCACCAACAAAAGCAAGAAAGAAUAGGAGGAACAACAGAAACCCAUAUUCCAGUCGUGGGCUCGACAAGUUUUCUGCACUUUUAAAUGAUCUUGAAGAGAAGAGGAACAAGAUUUACUCACAAAUGGACUCCCGAGAUAUCUCUAUGGUGCGCUUUGUGUACUCGAACUCAAAUGAUUGCGUUCCAAUUGUGGUAAAGUCCAAGACCAACAAGGAAGGCAAAACUAAGACCAGGGAUGGGAAAGAAGACGAAGAGAUCACACUGUUUGAGAUCUCAGACGCUGAUUCGAAACAAGUGAAGCAGCCAGAAAUAUCGGAACCCAAAGAAAAGCGUAAGAAGAAGAGGGUUUUAUGGGACAUGAAGUUGGAUAAAUGGAGGCGGCCAUCUUACUAUCUGCCAGCUAUUAUAAUCUUGAUUUUGCUGCUAUUGACUAUGUUUGGAAGAACUUUUGCAAUACUUUGUACCUGUCUAGGGUGGUACAUAGUCCCUACCUUGAAGGAGAGCUCAAACACAGAAAGGUCAACAAAGAAGAAAGAUUAUGUCAGAAAAUUGAGCGAGAAGAAGAUGGUGAUCAAGGAGAACAGUAAAGAAUAUAUGAGAAGCAUUUCUGGGGUUGUGGAAGGCAAGUCAGCGCCACAUCACAGUCAUCAGAAAAGCUGGUGA